Molecule: messenger RNA, 11392 nt
Organism: Odontomachus brunneus
Lineage: Eukaryota; Metazoa; Arthropoda; Insecta; Hymenoptera; Formicidae
Product: roundabout homolog 2-like
Exons: 11
Coding region: 981-5249 (1422 amino acids)
Biological process (GO): cell-cell adhesion; axon midline choice point recognition; Roundabout signaling pathway
Cellular component (GO): plasma membrane; axon
Molecular function (GO): axon guidance receptor activity; protein binding
Source: RefSeq, a predicted model, not a curated record
GCCUUCGCGCAGGCGGGAGUCGUCGCUCUCCGCGGUAAUCCGUCGCGUCGUCUAUUUUCGUUCGCGCGAGAUACGACCGGCGGCGGCGCUGACACGUUUGAACGUGCACUAACGAGAGUGAUACAUUUAGGCGAUGGGCAUCAUCCGCGACUACGAUGACGUAGUUCCGCGAGAUUCGCGGCAUCCUCACGUUCCGAGGUCCCACCGGCGAGGUUAACGAGCACGAUUCUCCCUGGAUCGCGCGGCUACGACAACAAAAACAUCGAUCGACCGGCGGCUGAUCUUGAACGCGCGAGUCGGAGAUGGAACGAGGUUUCCACUCGCGGCCGCGGUGCGAACGUGACUGUUGACACCGCGUCGACAGCGAGCUUUCCGGCACGAGGAGCCGAGCUCCCCUGGUCUCCUACCAUCCCGACGACGACGUUGUCAACGCGUUGUCCAGGCGGCAUCGAUCAACCAGCCGUGAGAAAGUGAGAUUGAGCAGGUCUCUCUCUUUGUCAAUAUAACCAAGUGCGACUCGCGAGACGGUGCAAGCUCGUGAGAGCACAUCACCCGGACCGUCGCUCCGACGUUCGCGUCGUGCCACGCUUCCGCGUCCCGUGUACAAUGGCAGACGCUUCGCGAAUCGGUCGUCCCGGCGGUCCUCCACGAGCGACGGGAGAAGAAGUCACGCGCGGGGCCCGUCAGUGAUCGAACGAAGACCGCGGCGUCGUAUAUCGAUACGCCGUACAGUGCCGCUUGCGAGUCCUGUGUGUGCCGCGAAAACGCGCCAAUAAGGAAGAGAAGAGAAGAACGUUGUCGGCGAAGCGCGUUCUUCGAGACGACUCGAUGAUGCGCGAGUGCUGAUCAGCGCGCGUCUCGGGUUCUCCCUUUUUUUUCCCUUCGUCGUCCUUGUCAUCAUCGUCGUCUGUGCGCGCGCUAUCAGACACCACGGAGAAUAGAAAGAACAGCGGGGUCUACCCUCGGCUAUAUUAACGAAGAUGUGCAGCGGCGGUGGAUUGAUCGAUCGGUUGCUCUUGUUAGCGGCGUUCGGAAUCACAGUGCAAGGGCAGCUGAAAAGUCCACGGAUAACCGAGCACCCGUCCGACAUAAUCGUCGCGAAAAAUGAGCCGGUGACGUUGAACUGCAAGGCGGAGGGCAAGCCCGAGCCGGUGAUAGAGUGGUACAAGGACGGCGAGCUUGUGCAGACAUCGCACAAGGGUGACACCAAGUCGCGGCGAGUCCUGCUGCCUACGGGAUCCCUGUUCUUUCUGCGUGUGAUGCACGGCAAGAAGGAGCAGGAUGGCGGUGUUUACUGGUGCGUCGCGAGGAAUCAGGCAGGAUCCGCCCCGAGCAGGAACGCCACUCUCACGGUCGCAGUGCUGCGAGACGAGUUUCGCGCCGAGCCGCAGAACACGAGGGUCGCCGCCGGGGAGACCGCGCUACUGGAGUGCGGGCCGCCUCGCGGCCAUCCGGAACCGACUCUCCAUUGGAAAAGGAACGGUCACAUAAUAGACCUGGAAGCAACGAAACGGAUAACUCUUGUGGACGGGGGCAACCUGAUGAUAUCCGACGUGAAGCAAGCCGAUCAGGGCAAAUACCAGUGCAUCGCCGAGAAUAUGGUCGGCGCCAAGGAGUCCGCGAUAGCGACUCUCACGGUUCACGUGAAGCCGUACUUCUUAACCACACCGUCGAACCAGACGAUCCUCACGGAUCAGACGGCGGAAUUCGCCUGCAGGGUGGGCGGCGACCCACCACCGGAGAUCCUAUGGCGGCGGAGCGACGGCAAGAUGCCCAUAGGUCGGGGGCACAUCCUGGACGACAAGAGUCUACGCAUCGAACGGGUGAAUCCCCAAGAUUACGGCACGUACAUCUGCCAGGCUGAGAACAGCGUCGGCAUCAUAUCAGCGAGCGCCACUCUUACCGUGCAUUCGAAACCAGUAUUCACCAACUUCCCCAAGGACGAGACGGUGAGCGCCGGCACUGAUGUCACCAUCUCGUGCGCGGCGCGCGGCGUCCCGAAGCCGUCGAUAUUUUGGACCCGGGAGGGCUCUCAGGAGCUAAUGUUCCCCGGCAACACGUAUCAAAGCCACUACACCGUCACGGAAGACGGAAGCCUGAGUAUCAAGGGCGCCGUCAGGAAAGACGAAGGCCACUACGUGUGCAGCGCCAUUAGUCAAGCCGGUGCCAGCACCGCGACCGUAUUUCUUCAGGUGACGUCCGUGGAGGAGACACCGCCGCCCAUAAUCGAGCUGGGGCCCGCGAACCAGACUCUGCCGCUGAAGAGCGUCGCCUCGUUGCCGUGCCGCGCGGUCGGUACACCCACGCCGCGGGUUCACUGGCACAAGGAAGGCGUGCUCGUCCGGCCCGGCGGCCGUAUCACAAUGGCCAUCAACGGCACUCUGUUUAUCGACGACCUGCGCUCCAACGACUCCGGACUGUACACCUGCAUCGCCUCCUCGGAGUCCGGCAAUACGUCCUGGUCGGCGUACCUGACGGUGAGUGCCGGUGCGAGCUUCCACAGGACGCCCGACAUAUCGGCCCUGCCGCAGAAUCCGAGCAAGCCGCGGAUAGUGAACGCCACCAGCAAUUCCGUCACCCUCACGUGGAGCCCGGGUCACGAGGGUCAGAGUAAGAUCAUCGGCUACAACGUCGAGUACUACAGCAGCAACCUGAACACCGGCUGGGUGGUGGCGGCCACUGGUGUUCUCGACGACGUCUAUACGGUGACAGAUUUAAGGCCGGAGACCAAUUACGUCUUCCUAGUACGAGCGGAAAAUAGCCACGGGCUCUCGCUACCCGGGCCGCUGUCUGACGUGGUGCAAACUACUAACGUAAAUCAGCAUACGGUACCGCAAGUGGAACUGACUCGCACUAGAGAUCGGCUAAACAGCGAGAUUUUACAUCUCAAAGAGGUGCAACCGCUGAGCAGCACGAGCGUGAAGAUCAUGUGGGACAUUCUCGGCGCGGCGGAUCUAGUGGAAGGUCUUUAUAUACGGUAUCGUGAGGUAUCCGAGAAACCGGAAUAUCAGAUGGUCACGGUGCUCAACGCCGGCGCCACCAGUUACGUGCUGACCAGCCUGAGAAAGUACACGCGUUACGAGUUCUUUCUCGUUCCCUUCUAUAAAAUAAUCGAGGGCCGGCCCAGCAACGUGAAACUGGUCACCACGCUGGAGGACGUGCCUUCGGGCGCUCCCGAGAACGUCCACGUGGGCAUGAUAAACAUGACCUCGGCGUACGUUCGGUGGUCACCGCCGCCGAAGAACACUCAGAACGGCCAAUUGAUUGGUUACAAGAUUCAGAUCAAGAGCAACAGCAGCAACAAGAUCCUGGGCCAAAUGUCCCUGAACGCGUCUACCACGUCGGUGAUCAUCAACAGCUUGAACACCGGCGGACUGUACACGGCGCGCGUAGCUGGACUGACGCGCAUUGGACUCGGUCCUUUUUCCAGUCCGACAUUACUGAACAUGGACCCAGGACAGUUGACGCAAUUACCACCUCGCACCGACCCUAGCCACGGGGACGCCUCGGUCGUACGAGAGACAUGGUUUUUGGUGUUGAUGAUAACAAUGGUGUUCACUGUUAUCGCCGUGCUGCUGGCCGCCGUAUACGUCAGACGCAGACAAGCGAUGAGCAAACAACUAGGCCACUUAAACGUACCCGUGGGUACGGCGAAUGACAUUUGUCAAUUGAAUAAAGACACCCUGUGGCUGGAGCGCGGCUGGAGACCUACUAAUAAUACCCUUCAGGGCACCACCGAUAAGGACUGUGAGACUAAGCUGCUCAGCAAUCAGCACAUGUUGGCUGCCGGUAUAAUGGGUAUGACCGGAUCGGAGUAUGCUGAAGUGAAUCUCACGACGUUCUAUAACACGCGCAAGCAGAUGCAGGCACCACCCCCAGAGCCAUACGCCACCACGACUCUGUGCGUAGGCAGCCGUAGUCCCGACUCGAUCGAAACUAGCGGUCAGAAGUCCAACUCCAGCGACUCGUGUCUGAAGCCGGACUACUCGAGCUUGGACUCGAAUCAAGAGCCCAACAACAAGUCCACGGUGUCGCCCAGCAGCGACAACAUGAGCGGCGGCGCCUACACGGACGAGAACGCGGACGUGCAAAGGCGGCAAUAUAGAAUAGCCGGCGCGAGCGGCGACGCGCCCUCGCAAACCGGUAUGCCCAACUGGUGCGACAUGUUGCCCCCGCCGCCUGAACACCCGCCCCCGCUCAGUGGCUCGAUGGUCGGCCGGAUGCAUCAGCAUCAGCAUUCGCAACAGCAGCAGCAGCAGCAGCAGCAACAAGUGCCGUUCAGUCCGCAUCUCGGUAAGAGAAGCAUUCAGAACGAUUUGGAUCAUUGCGGAUCCGGCUCCGGCUCGGGGAACUCGCAGAGUCCGCCUACUCCGCCUAUCAGAGUGACCAACAGCUUCAGUCCGUCACCCACACCUUGGAACGGGCAAGGCCAAUACGAACCAGGCGCCCUCCAGGUGCCGGGUGGCAACCUCUCGGUUCAGCAAGGCAGAUACACGACGUUACCACCGCAGACGAAUCCGCCACCGUUACCCUCGUUCCCGCAGGGUUACAAUCAUUACGAUUACAAGAGUCAAGAGAACGAGUACGAGAGCGGUUCGGUCAUCUACGGUCACCAGAACGGCCUACCCGACGACUACGGCGCCCACGAGGCCGGAUUCGUGCGCUCUAGCCAGCCACAUCUGACCUCGUCGGCGGUGAACGAUGACCUGUACCGGCACAAGGACGAAAUGUUUCACAACGACAAUCUUUAUCAACCCGAGAACGACGAGUGGGACAGGAAGUCCUGCGACUCCAACACGCACUCGGACGCGUGCUGCUCGUGCUCGGAGUCGAGUUGCCUGUACGCCGACACGAUGGAGUACAACAAUGCGCAGUUCGGCACUGCGUGCGGCCACAGUGGUGCUGGCAGCAGAACGGGCUCCCGCAGUAGGAGCAACAGGAGCCCGCGAAGAAGAAACAGAACGUCCUCGCCCACGUACAGUAGCGAUAGCAACUACUCCUGCAUCCCUCAGAAGCAAUGCGGGAGCACAAACUCGCAGGAGAGACUGAGGCAUAAUCGUAGUAAAGACAAACUGCCCGGUUUCUCAAGGACGGCUGGUUACACCCAGCACAAUUCCUCGGCCUCCAACACGAUGAGCAGUACAGGCAGUCAGCGAUACAAUAAGCUAAAUAGUAUCUUUCUAAGUGGCAAUAAUCCAAACGCUCCGACGGAGACUAGUCGACUGGGUGAUCACCGUGGUGAAAGCUAAAUUUUCCGGACGUAGUAAGUACAGAGGAAGAAAAAGGAAGAAGUGAAAGAAGAAGAAGAAGAAGAAGGAAGGGACUUGUGCCUGAACGAACGGCCUUCGAUCACAACGAACGAUCACAAUCACGCUCGGGCUCAAUCUCGGGGAUGAGGAGGCCGUUUCGCAAUCAGCAAUGUCGCGGUCGCGAGUACGGCUCGACUGUUUACUCUUAUACACGUAGUCGAGCGGAGCCCGUAAAAGUUGUACCGUGGACACGUACAAGCAUCGCGAUCUGAUUCGUUGAUUAAAUGUACGCAGUGCGCUCAUUGAUAACAAUCGAACUCGCGAGGCGGAUCGAUCAUAAUAAUUGCCCCGUCGUAAUGCGAAACAAGAACGUUUGAAGAAACGAAUCUCGCGUCUCGAAUAGCCGCUUUAACGUAAUAUUAAGUAAGGAUGUUGAUAAGUCUCGCGAGACACACGCGGGAUAUUCGAUGACUGAAAGAGACAGAAAGAAAGAAAAAGAGAGAGAAAUAGAGCGAGCGCUUACGCUUAGCCGAUCACGGUUGAGAUAAGAGCUUAAGCUCCGAGGAGUGUACAGCCUAAUUUUUGUGUUCGUAUGAUGCGCAAUAACGGUCUCUUGCCGCGGGGAAGGACCACAACUUCGACACAUGAGAAGAGGAGAGAGAGAGAAAGAGAGAGAGAGAGACUUCGACGCGAGGACACGUUGCCUCGCGGUCGAUGUCUGCGCGCGCAAUAGCGAUAACGAUAGCGCUUUAACGGCUACGGCCGAUGGACCCCCCCGCCCCUCUCCGUUAUACAUAAAUAUAUAUGUAUAUAAAUACACGCGAGACGCACUCGAUCGAGUCUUUUGACACACUCGGUAACUCGGAUAAGGGCUUUCAAGAAAAAAGGAUCGCGAGGAAGCGACGGCAGCAGCAGCGCGCGUGUAGUAUUAAUUUUUUCUUCGAGCGAACUUCUGCCAAAUAGACUGAUUAUCGUUAUAUCAUCGGACGCUUGCUUAGUCUCUUUUGCGUUGUGCAUUCUUUACUUUCUAAUUUACGUCGGCGAGAAGCGAGUGAGACGCGAUCCUAACUAUCGAGCAAUAUUGCAGAGGACGUAGGAAGGGGAGAGCAAAGGAAGGAGGAAGCCGGUGAAGUUCCUCGCGAGAAAUCGCGAGCACGAUUUGGCUCUAUCGCCCCUUAAAUAUAUCCCUCGCGAGUGGCGAGGAGUCGAAAUUCCCAAGCGGCUACGCCGAGGAGGGUAUGUGUGUGCACGUAUCGUAACGUAAUCGUUUCGAUUUAUAUCGUUCGUACGCUCUCUCGACUGCCAUAUUAUAUACUGCCAUUCCCGCUGAUAUCAUGCGCGCAUUGAGUAAGGGUACUCUAAGGCUAGGUCUAAUUAAGUUAUUUCUCGCGUACGCUCUUUUGAAAACGAUCGCCUAGUUUCAGCUCGAGGUGCAGACAGGCACCUGAUGACGACGACGAUGAUCGACGGUGGCGGCGACGGCGGCGUCGAAGGUCCUCGCGCGCAGCCGCUGUGGGAUUUAAAUAUUUAAGGACACGAGUGUCGCACGUGGAUGUUUCAAAGACUUUUUGACACGGCGAUAGCACAAAUGGAAAGAGAGAGAGAUGGAGAAUACACACAGGUUCCCGUGAAUAACGGACUAGGUGCGCUCUCGGGCGCGAACAAAGGACUCGUGUCGCGCAAGCCGCCUGUAUGGAUUAGGCAAAUAGAACUCGUCGCAAUUCGCCGACGCGAGAGAUAAUCCUUUCGUUACGACGGCUUACGAUAUAGGUUUCUGGCCGAAAAGUCCCCCGACACACAUCGCUGUUCGGUUGUAAGGCCAAAAAGUAACCUCGCGACCAGCAAAAUACAGCGAGCAGCUUAGAGCCGUGCUGGCGCUAAACGAGCUCGUUCGAUUCCGUACACAUUGUAGUGUCUCCCAUUUACGUUAGAAGGCCGACAGUUUGAAUAAAAAAUAGCUUCAAUUGAUUUUAAUAGAAUGAUUUUACAUUUUACGCCAAAUGCAAACAGACCUUUUGCUCUGGCGGACGAUUACUUCGUUGUUUCUAAUGAUUAGGGAUUAGGUGAUUAUUGUUGCCCUUCUGGUAAUCAAUGGAUGCCCGAGCAGAUGGUAACCGUCGUGGCGAAAGGACUGAUACAUCGCGCACGAUGAGAGACAAUUCGCGCUCGACGGCGCGACCGACCUUCACCGUUGUAAAGUGUGGCAUUUAUUUUCGACUGCCUGUACAUUCUGGCCACGACAAAUGGAGCAUAUAUUAUUUUGGAUAUAACGUUCCUAAAUCCUAAGGCGGCCGAGGGCUAAUUUCUACAAACGGUGACGUAUAAUUCUUCCAAGACGAACGCGCACGUAGUAAUACGUUAAACGAAACGAAGCAACAAUAAACGCGAAAUAUACAUAUGUGUAUAUAUAUAUACAUAUAUACAUGUACACAUAUAUAUGUAUAUAUAUGUAUAUAAUUAUUAUUAUCAUAUCACUUAUGCGAUCCCUGUAUAAAUUGUACAAAGUUACUCUAAUGAGAUUAGUCAUUAGUUAUUAAUUUAUACGCUGUAUCAAUCGAACUCGUAUUACGUAAGCGAGAGGGAAAGAGAGAGAGAGAGAGAGAAAGAUAAAGUAACAAGAUAUCUCACGUGUACUCCAUUAAUUGCACAAACUGAUACGCGAGUGAAAGAAUGUUUUGUCGUCGAAGGAAAAAUGUGCGCUUCGAAGCUGUCAACGAUACUGCCGGAUAUAAAAAGAACGUUGUUCUCGAACGCGCGUACCUGAUUCUCCGAUUUUAUCGGACAUUUCCGUCGCCAUCGUCGCGGUCUAAAUUCGUUCUUGUGCAACAGGAAUUAUACAAUAUCGAGACGCAUCGUGAAAGAAUUUAUAUAAUAUGGCAUAUGCACUACGCAAUAAAUUAUACAAAUUUUUAUCUUAGUGUCGGAUGUUUUUUGUCGUCGGUGUUCAAUCACUAUUGUUCAAGCUAGCAUUUUCAGUGAGGAUAAAAGGAGGGAGGACCUGUUAUUUCACACAAGACGAAUACACAGCCUGGACAGCCAGAUCUGUCUCCGCAGAUUUUGCAAAGUGUCGCGUGCAGUUUUGUUGGCAGCGCGCCAGCGGAAACGUAACAAGAACGGAGUGCAGCUGCGAGCAGGAUCCGGCCGUUUCGUGAGCGUUUAAACAGAAUAUACGGCGAACUCUGCUUGCGCGCGCACCAAUCCGCUGUAGGAAUCCGCGAAUUUAACACAGCCGAUGCCGUGAUAUUCCGAGCGAAUCUGCUGCCAAACUGUCAGCGACACCGUUGACACUUUGUUCACUCGCCGUAUAGAAAAGACAGCUUAUUGAAGUAAACUUUAGAAUAGUAGAAGAGCGACAACGCGCACCGCAGCGAUUCGUAUUUGCGAAGCGAUACUUAAACCCUCGCAAUAUUUUCCUCACUUUACGUUCGUUGUUUGACUUUGCGAGUCGCCGAGCUUUAACCGUCAAAGAGCCGCGGACAACAAAGUAUCUUUGUACUCGAGAUCCACCAACGUAUCGAAAGUAUGCGUCGAAGAAUGAAAAAAAAAAAUUGCGUACCACAUAAGAAGCCGCGAAUUCUUAUCAUCGUCCCUCGUCUUUCUCUCCUUUGAAACGCACAUUUUUAAUAGGAGAGAGACGGCGUGUGUCUAUGGUCGCGUCUGUUCGCUAUUAGGGAUGUUGCGAUACCAUGAGAGUAUCAAUAUUCAUAUUGAAACGAGAGAUUCAGAUCAAGAUUAUCGAUAUCAUUAGUAUUAUCAAUAUCAGAACAAAAAUAUCGAUAUCGGAACGCAAAAAAACUUAAAAUUAAAGAAAAUAUAAAAAUCAGGGAAGUGUUGGUUUUGCAAGCUACUCUUUUAAAUGUUACGUUUACGAAUAAUAAUCUUAUUAUAAAGUUCCUCGCUGUCUUAAUGACUGUCUUGAUUCGAUGACGUCAGAAACGAGAAAUCGUACGCCAAAAAUUGUUACGGCACACAUGGAAAUAAAACAAUAUACGCAUAAAAUGACACUCUUGAUCGACUUCGCACAUUUGUAUCGUAUCUCUUUAUUUUUACUUCAGCUUACAAUGCUAGGAAGUUCUUAGUUUUACUUUAACCUUAUUUUUUUACAUUUUUUCCUACACCACUUCUUUCUUUUUCUUUUCGCCUCUUAUUCUAGUUAUUUCCUAUCCUACUCCUCUUCGCACACUUGUAAAGAUGUCCGCUUUUUACUACAGCAAUCAAUAAAUAACUGCAGAAAAAUUUACUUAACAAAAAUCAUAAGAUGGAUUUAAAACAUAAGUUGCCUGUUACACUAAUUUUCUAUUUAUUGAGUGUUGAAAUAAAAGAAAAGCGUCAGAAUAUUUUUACAAGUGUACUGAAUCGAUCACGAAUGUCGUUUUGCGCAUAUAUUGUUUCCAUGUAUACUAUAAUAAUUUCUGGCAUGUGAUUUCUCGAAAAAAAAAAGAUAUUGAAACGAAGCAAUACUGAUAUAGGUGCGAAUAUUGAAAGAAAAUAUCGAUACAAAAAUAUCUCUGCUAUUGAAAGAAAAAUAUCGAUACCAAUAUUAUAUUAGUAGUAUCACAACAUCCCUCGCGAUAUUUGCGACAUCGCGUUUACGGCUGAUACGGACCAGCGUUCCUCUCGCGAUCCGAUCUCCAAUAGACGGGUCUAGAUGUACUCUCUAAAUUUUUUUCGAAUGAAAUUGCACUCGAACAGUGGAGUGACAACCAAGUCACUCGAAUUCGAGUGAUUUUUCACUCGUGCAGAGUAAAUUCUUCAUUUCGGAUUCAUCGAGUGAAUAUUUUUAUUUGAAAUUGAAGAGUGAAUUUUACUUCACCGUCAUGCUGGAACAAAUUCACUCUGAUCAAUCGAAACAUCCACUCCGUGUGGUUUCGGAAUCUCUCCUGAGUUCGAAUUAAAUAUUCACUCUUAUGAUUCCGAGUGGCGCAAUAUCUUUACUAUUGCUUCGAGUGAAUCCUCACUUAUUUUCAGUGAGACUUCAUUGCGAGGAAUUUAGAGAGUAGCCUGACCACUUCUUCAGGAAUACAAAAGAAGAUCGAUAAAUCGAUUAUUGGGAAAAUUUAGACGCGUAGAUUUGUAAAAUGCUCGCCGCUCUCCGAGCUCUCCGCUCGCGCAUCGCGGAUAUUCUGUAUUUGAUAACUAAACUUUGAUGACUAAACUAAAAUGUUUAAUUCGUGUUCAACAUACGACUCGGGGAACGCUGUUUAAUCGACCAAGUUUUCUUUUUCCUUUUUACAUAUACACGCAACCGAGAAAUAUCUUUAUGGGAUCCUGGUAGCGCAUUACAGGGAAAAUCUCUUCUCCCCCGUAACGCGGUGACCGCACGAGCAACGAGGAUGAUUGCGCAACUUACUGAUCGGUUACGAGCCUCGAUUAAGUAAGAACGAGCGUAACGGAUUAGCGUAAUUGUAACGGCGCGACGGACGCAACUUGUAACUUGUUCAACGCGUCAACAAAUCGCUCAAAUUUGUUAUAUAUACAUGUACAUGUGUACGAUUAGUUCUACCAGUCGCGUGUGCCAGACUGCAAAUUGCCUGAAUACAGAAGUGGGAUACGACGGAUGAUAAGACAGACACUAUCUCGCGCAUUCGAACGCUCAACACGAUAAAGCCACACUGCUACAUGUAAAAUACCGUAAAAGGAGCUCACACAUACACACACAAACUCUCACAAACACACAUACAGAAAUUGCGAUCUCUAGAAGAUGAUUUCUCCGAGAGAAAGAAACACAAACGGAGAAAACAAAGAAAGAAGUAAUUAACUAACAGAGAUAUUGAAUUAAAUUUGUUAACUGAGAGAGUUGAACUUAAGGUCUAUCUAGGUAAUAUACGACGUAGUGAUGUAAGUAUCGGUAUGCGAGUCUAUUCGCGCGCCUGCUCAUGGCUGCGUGCGGAUAAAUCCACAUAUUCAAUAAAAAGUCCAUCCAAGCAGGCGAAGAAACAAAUAAAACGAAUAGGUGGAGAGAGAGAGAGAGAGAGAGAGAGAAAGUGUGUGUGUGUUUGUGCGUACGUAUGUAUGUGUGUGUAUGUGUGGAUAUCUUCUCGAUAGGCUUAAGCUAAAAGAAUGAGAGCGGGUCGUCGAGUAUCGCUACUGCGGCGGCACCACUGCCAGAAAAGAAGCAUCUCAUUAAACGUAAUUAGAUAGAA